This is a messenger RNA of Hydatigera taeniaeformis, 591 nucleotides long. The record is from the annotation of a GenBank genome assembly. NCBI's taxonomy places the organism in Eukaryota, Metazoa, Platyhelminthes, Cestoda, Cyclophyllidea, Taeniidae.
AUGACCAACCUCUUUGAGCGUGGCGAUUUCAUGCGGAAGCAAUUCAGCGAACUGGAUCGCGACGGUGAUGGCUUCAUCACCGAGGCUGAUUUAAAAGCUCUUAUUAAGGGACAUCCAAGAUAUGAUCAAAAUGGAGAUAAGAAGAUCUCAUUUGAGGAGUACCGUAACGGCCUUCUUGCCUACCUCUUCCAAAAUCUUCAAAAUGAGGACAUGGCUCGAUCUCUCUUUCGCCUCCUCGAUGCAGACAAGUCGGGUGCUGUAAGUGUAAAGGAGCUGUACAACUUCUUUGAAGGCUGCAUUGGAACCCUACCGAGGGAGUAUGUGGAGGGUUUUCUGGAACGACUGGACUCCAACAGAGAUGGGGAGAUAAAUUCAAACGCUGUGAUGUUUUCCCGUCUGCGUCGACGUCACGAUGUUGGUAGGAGGGAGCGACUGGUGGAGCUCUUCAAUCGCAUGGACUGCAACGGUGAUCGCAUCCUCCACAUGAACGAAGUAAACGAGUACCUUCAACGCCAUCGUUACGAUCCGUCCGCCAUCAGAGUAGGUUCCACAAUUUGCGCAUCAAAUUAUAGGACGGAAAUGAAUUUGUAA